AUGCCCUGUCCCAACAUAUCACCAGGACAGUCUGCGAACUCCAAUUUCAAUAACCUCAUACUCCAGGAACAUUAUAUACAACAUGUGCCCCGCAUCAACAUCCAUUACGCCAAGGCACAUAGCGAGAAUAAUGUCAAUCUUGAUGGAGGCACGUGUAGGUACAUGUAUAUACCUACAUACAUUAACAUAAGUACUCCGCUACUGAGCCCCAGCAAUAAAGCCGAGUACCCCGAAACACAAUUGAAUUGUGUUUCCAAGCAGCCACCCAUACCCGUGACACAAAGGUGCACUUGCACUUUAGAGAAUGAGAGGGCAAAUACCCGCACAUAUCUCACUCACUUUCUUCCUCGUGUUCUUUUGAAAAGGCUUCUCACUCACGCUGGGCUAGUAGUAGAGGAAUUAGAUUUGGAUGAGAGAUCUAUUAUUUGA
Morchella sextelata is the source of this 429-nucleotide messenger RNA. RefSeq lists its product as uncharacterized. The record is from RefSeq and is a predicted model, not a curated record. The transcript is spliced from 9 exons. The coding region runs from base 1 to 429 and encodes 142 amino acids. NCBI's taxonomy places the organism in Eukaryota, Fungi, Ascomycota, Pezizomycetes, Pezizales, Morchellaceae.